UCGAACGCGAAUUACAGCGGAGUUUUGUAGCCCAGCAGGGUCUCUCAAGCUGAGAAGGUUCGACGUUUUCGGCUCCUCAGAUGCCCAGCUAAUAGUAAGGUUUGCCAAAAGCGCCACCAUCUGGCUGAUUCAAUUGCUACCUGGUCCUUUGUUCCACAAGUCACCGAUUACCUAUGCUGAAAGCUUGGUACGCACCGGCAAGGCUACUGAUUUUGGGCAAAAACUACUGCUUGUAGCAGGGAGACAGCUGAGUGAUGGCCCACUCAUCAUCCUGGUGAGAAAGUUUCUCAUGGAACGAGGCGUUGGAUUCGUAUUACAUCCAUGUCACGCAUGCGACCCUAACCUCGCCUGCCUACCCUUCGAUCCCGCCCCUGCACAUUAUGACUAUUUUGGUGAUAUCGCGAUGCCGCUUCUCAGAUGGUUAGGAGCAAUUCAUACAAAUGCACUGAAUCAAACUGCACUAGAAAACGACACGGUGAUCUAUCAAGGCGAUGAAGCCAUAGAAAGUUAUGCCAACCUUGUCCGUUGGAAUGCUACCAAGAUAGGCUGCGCUUGGAUCAAAUGCCCAAAUAAAUGCAUCCCGCACGGUGACGUCUACACUGCGUACUGCCUAACAAAUCAACAACCUCUCAAAGAAGGCGAUAUCAUCUACGAAAAAGGGCUUGGCGGAUGUAGCAACGAAACGGAUUGUCCAGAACCUUAUAAAUGUGAUGCUAUUUCUGGUUUGUGUGGAACAUUAAACGUUACUGCUAAAUUUGCUUUAUAA
Strongylus vulgaris is the source of this 766-nucleotide messenger RNA. The record is from the annotation of a GenBank genome assembly. Lineage: Eukaryota; Metazoa; Nematoda; Chromadorea; Rhabditida; Strongylidae.